AUGUCCAGGUCAAGCUCGACGCCUCUGCUGCUCCUGUGCCUGGCUGGGCUUCAGUUCGCCCUCGCCUACGAUGUCUUCGACGGCUACUACCCUGCCCUCUACAAGGUCGACUUCAUCGGGAACGACAUCCCCGUCAACGGCACCAUCGGGAAGUUGUCGAUCUCCAUGUCUGACUGCGCGACCUUGUGUAACGCCACCUCGGAGUGUCGGGGCUUCACCUACCAGAAGAGGGCGAGCACCGAGCUGAGCACCUGCUUCGUCAAGUCGAUGAUGGUGGGUGUUGGUACCGACACCAGCGCCGUCGUCAAUGCCGACCCCUACUCGUACAUCAGGAGGUCCGUUGCCGCCGACGUGUCCGGCUACCCGAAGCACGAAGUAGGAUACGAUUAUCCCGGGAAUGACAUUCAGUCAUCCAUCGCAGUCAAGGAUGCAGCCGCUUGUGGACAGGAAUGCAACAAAGCCACAAACUGUGCGGGGUUCGUCUACUACCCCAUCCCCUUCUCGGGGCAGAUCUACAAUCAGCAAGCAACGGUGGGGGCAGGUACAUGCGCGAUCAAGACGGCGAUGAAGGGGAAGUACCAGUUUCCAGCAGGAUCAGAGAUCCAAGCCUAUCACAAGUCAGCGGCUCCCUCCACUCAGUCUCUCUCUCUCGCCCUCAGCUUCUUGACUAUCUUGUUCCACCUGUCGCUCAGGUCCAGCCCGUGA
Messenger RNA from Guillardia theta CCMP2712, 705 nucleotides. RefSeq lists its product as hypothetical. The coding region runs from base 1 to 705 and encodes 234 amino acids. Lineage: Eukaryota; Cryptophyceae; Pyrenomonadales; Geminigeraceae. The transcript has a single exon. The record is from RefSeq and is a predicted model, not a curated record.